AUGGGUAAAUCAUCCAAAGAUAAAAGAGACGUCUACUACCGCCUUGCUAAAGAAGAAGGCUGGCGUGCAAGAAGUGCUUUCAAACUGUUACAAUUAGACGAAGAAUUUAACUUUUUACAAGGUGUUCAAAAGGCAGUUGAUCUUUGUGCUGCACCUGGUAGUUGGUCUCAAGUUCUCUCUAAACGCUUAAACGAAAACCAUCCACCCGAUCAACCUGAACCUAAAAUUGUAGCUGUUGAUUUACAAGCCAUGGCUCCCUUGGAAGGUGUCAUUCAACUUCAAGGGGAUAUUACCAAGAAAUCUACAGCAGAAAAGAUUAUCUCUUACUUUGAUGGUGGUAUGGCUGAUUUGGUGAUCUGUGAUGGUGCUCCUGAUGUUACGGGUCUUCAUGAUAUGGAUGAAUACAUUCAAGCACAAUUGUUGUUGGCUGCACUUAACAUUACUACACAUGUAUUGCGUCCUGGUGGUACAUUUGUAGCCAAAAUCUUUCGAGGCAAAGACAUUACGUUACUCUAUAGUCAACUCAAGAUUUUCUUUCCUGUUGUGACAUGCAGUAAACCCAGAAGUUCUCGUAACUCAAGUAUAGAGUCAUUUAUUGUCUGUCAAAACUAUCAGCCACCCGCCAACUAUACGCCUACCAUGGCCAAUCCUCUUUUAGAUCUUCAGUAUGAUGCCAUGAAUGAACUAGUGGGACCCAAUCGAACCAUUGUUCCCUUUAUUGCCUGUGGUGAUCUUCAUGGCUAUGAUGCAGACAGAACCUAUCCUCUGCAAGAAUCCUAUAAGCAACUCAACCCUUUACAGCCACCCAUUACAGCACCUUACAAGACAGCAAUGGAGUUAAAGAGAAACAACUUUUAUAAUAAAUAA
Molecule: messenger RNA, 867 nt
Organism: Gilbertella persicaria
Lineage: Eukaryota; Fungi; Mucoromycota; Mucoromycetes; Mucorales; Choanephoraceae
Product: FtsJ-like methyltransferase-domain-containing protein
Exons: 5
Coding region: 1-867 (288 amino acids)
Biological process (GO): cytoplasmic translation; tRNA methylation
Cellular component (GO): cytoplasm
Molecular function (GO): tRNA methyltransferase activity
Source: RefSeq, a predicted model, not a curated record